AUGUCCUAAACUUUAGAUGCGUUUUCUAGAAGCAUAGUAUUAACAACUAUACCUUUGGAAGAUUUAAAGUUCGUUUAUUCAGUACCAUAAAUAGUUGAUCCUGAUCCAAUCACAUGCAUUGUCGAGUCUAGUAUAAUUUAGUUUAGAUUUUUUAAUAGCUCAUGAAGAGGGAGGAAUAUAUGUUGGAGGAUAUGAAGGAGCAAAGGAUCUUGAUAUGCUUAAGAGAUUAAAAAUUAGGGCAGUAUUAACAGCAAGUUAGGAAACGGCAGUUUAAUAUAGUGAUUUGGUGGUUUAGUUUCAUCAUGUAGUAUAAGCACAUGAUAAAGAUGAUUAUAAUAUAUUACAAUUUGCAGAUUAAACAUUUGAUUUUAUUGAGAGACAUAGAAAACAUACUAAUAUAUUGGUUCAUUGUUUUUUGGGAAUCAGUAGAUCUCCUACUAUAGUAGUUGCAUAUUUAAUGAGGAAAUACAAUUUGAAUAUGGAGAAAGCUUUAUGGAAAUUGAAAUCAAAGAGAAGAUAGGUAAAUCCAAAUACAGGGUUUUUGAAAUAACUAUUAAAUUAUGA
Messenger RNA from Paramecium pentaurelia, 564 nucleotides. The record is from the annotation of a GenBank genome assembly. NCBI's taxonomy places the organism in Eukaryota, Ciliophora, Oligohymenophorea, Peniculida, Parameciidae.